This is a messenger RNA of Vicia faba (fava bean), 648 nucleotides long. The record is from the annotation of a GenBank genome assembly. Lineage: Eukaryota; Viridiplantae; Streptophyta; Magnoliopsida; Fabales; Fabaceae.
AUGAUGUGUGUGCUCUUCCAAUUCUUUGAUCCCAUGCAUCAUUGCUUUAACUUUCCUGACUACCAAUUGGUGCCUACAUUAGAAGAAUUCUCUCAACUGUUAGGAGUUCCUGUGCUCGACCAAAUACCAUUCACCGGUUUAGAGGAGACUCCAAAGCCUGAAGUUAUUUCCGAAUCCUUGCAUUUGAAGAGAUCUGAUGUCAUAACAAAUUGGGAGACAAGAAGUGGAGUUAAGGGUUUCUUAGCCAAGUUUCUGUUGGAGAAGGCUCAUUCUUUCUGGGAGGAUAUGGACUUUCAAGCUUUUGAAGAUGUCUUUGCCCUUCUAAUCUAUGGUUUGGUUCUAUUUCCAAAUCCGGACCAACUCGUAGAUGUGAAUUCUAUCAAGGCUCUGGCUAAAGGACAAGAGGACCUGAAGGCUCUCAUGAUCAAAGACAAGAAGAAGAAAAUGAAGAAAACGGUAGGUGUCCUAAACAUGGGAAGGAGGUUCAGAGGACCGGCCAAGCGAGCUCUAGAUUUCGCAACCUCGCCGGGUGAAGGAGAUAAUCAUGAAGAAAAGAACAAGGAAGGAAAUGACAUCCCAGAGUCUGAGGAAGAUGAAGCUGACUACUCUAAAGAACAAUAUCCUCCUACUGAUGAUAAAUACAAAUAA